AUGUCUGGCAAAGACCCCAUCACCUGCCACGUGCUGGACACCACCGCGGGCAAGCCAGCCGCCAACAUCCAUGUUACCCUGAUUGCCCCCUCGUCCGUCGCCUUCGAGUCCACCACGGACGCCGACGGACGCGUCAAGCUCUGGCUCCCCGCCUCGCCCUCGUCAGGCCAGGCCCCGACCGUGAGCAGUGUGCUGGGCGGGAUCAAGGGCGCCUCGCGAUGGACACUCAAGUUCGACACGGAGGCAUAUUUCGGCGAGGGAAAGACCUUCUUUCCCGAGGCGACUGUUGUCUUCCGGGUGGAGGAGGGCCAAAGCUACCACGUGCCACUGCUGUUGAGUCCAUUCAGCUACACGACCUACAGAGGCUCUUGA
Messenger RNA from Emericellopsis atlantica, 372 nucleotides. RefSeq names its product putative transthyretin-like protein. The record is from RefSeq and is a predicted model, not a curated record. Bases 1 to 372 code for a protein of 123 amino acids. NCBI's taxonomy places the organism in Eukaryota, Fungi, Ascomycota, Sordariomycetes, Hypocreales, Bionectriaceae. The transcript has a single exon. Gene Ontology annotation, biological process: purine nucleobase metabolic process. Gene Ontology annotation, molecular function: hydroxyisourate hydrolase activity.